CCACCUUUAGCCGGGUCCACCCGCCAUGUAGCGGCGCGCGCCGGACGGAGCUCUGGGGGAAACUUUCCGGGACCUCUCUGUUGGUGGUUCGGGGGCAGCGGGGCGCGCAGCUCGCUGGUCCCGGGGCGGACAGCCCACCAUGCUGGGGCCGGGGGCAGCGCUCUGGAUCACCGCCGCGGUGCUCGUGUGUCGGGCGGCGGCGCAGUACUCCAGCGACCAGUGCAGCUGGAGAGGAAGCGGUUUGAGCCACGAGUCUCACCGCAGAGACGUGGAGCAGGUGUACCUGCGCUGCUCUCAGGGCUCUCUGGAGUGGCUCUACCCCACCGGGGCCAUCAUCGUCAACCUGAGGCCCAACACGGAGCCCUCAGCAGGACCAGCAGGACCAGAGGGGCUCCAGGUCUGCAUCAAACCCCUCACCCACUCCCAGGGUUCCCAUGUGUACCUGGAGCAUAACGGGGACCUGAGGCUGCUGCUGGCGGAGCAGGACCAGGCCCGGGGCUCGGCGCUCUGCUUCAGCCUGGCGGAGGGGGCUCUCUUUGUGGAGGCCGUCCCCCAGACAGACAUCAGCCGAAGGAUCACAGCGUUCCAGUACGAGCUGGUGUCCAGCCAGGGGCCCGGGGCCCACCUGUACCCCUACCUGCAGCCUGGUCCAGUCAGCUGUGAGCCGUGUUCAGAUGAAGAGGUCCUCAUGGCGGUGUGUUCCAGUGACUUCGCUGGCAGUGGGAUCUUCCAGGGUGCAGCCUCGGGAGACCACGCCCCUGCAGCGGUGACGCUGGGCCGGCUGUUCCGUCAGAAGAGCCGGCUGUUUGCUUGGGGCGGAGGCCGAGGGCGGGGCUGGGCCGGACGGGUCAAUGUCCCCAGACGGUGCCCCGUGCCUCCUGGAGGGGACGAGUACCUUCUGACCGGCUCCGUCCAUUUUGGCGAAGCCUGGCUGGGCUGCUCGCCUCGCUACAAGGACUUCCUGAAGCUGUACGUCAGAGCACAGAAAGCGGGAACAAACCCUUGUGAAAUAAACACAGACUGAGAUUCUCUUCAGGGUUCUGGGUGAAACAGGGUGGAGCACUUCUCAAAACAGUCAGUGAAGAAGACAGAAAGAGGAACAGGCGGAGGUUUUAGGACGGAGGGUUAUUAUCUCUGAGCCAAUCAGAGAUCAGCAGGGUCACGACCCCAGGACAUCUUAAAGUUUACCUCUGCAGGCUCUGUUCACUGCUGUGAGACUUAUUGUUGCCUUGCAGUGGGAAAGGGAGUUGGACUGAUAUUUUAGUAGCCAGUGAGCUGCCAACACUAAAAUGUCCCCGUCUGAUUGUAACUGUGUGUAAAUAUGUUGGUGCGUGACUGAGACAGCCCAGGAAUGAAUGAUAAGCUUAAAUUAAUUUUGUGCCGAAGUGGUUUUUACUCUUGUGACGAUACAGCUUGUGUGAUCAUUCUCGAAAUGAAUGUUUGCUUUGUAAAAAGCUUUCUGUAAAAUUUAGGAGUCUUCUGACAGAAGUGUCCAGUAUGCAGCUCUGUGAGUCUUUAUGUACUUAGUGUGUGUGUUUUGCUAAUGAUUUCUGAGGGUCUAUAUAUUUACAGAAAAUAAAAAAGGCUUCCUUCAGCUUGUGUUUCUGUUGAAAGGUGUACAUUUAAUCCACCCAUAGCCUGAUAAAGGGACCCUGUAUUAUAUUUAUUACUGUGGUUGAGGUGCAGAUAAAU
This is a messenger RNA of Centropristis striata (black sea bass), 1692 nucleotides long. It is a transcript of the gene metrnlb, whose product is annotated as meteorin like, glial cell differentiation regulator b. The transcript is spliced from 6 exons. Lineage: Eukaryota; Metazoa; Chordata; Actinopteri; Perciformes; Serranidae. The record is from RefSeq and is a predicted model, not a curated record. Bases 140 to 1024 code for a protein of 294 amino acids. Gene Ontology annotation, biological process: energy homeostasis; positive regulation of brown fat cell differentiation. Gene Ontology annotation, molecular function: hormone activity.